Molecule: messenger RNA, 360 nt
Organism: Linnemannia hyalina
Lineage: Eukaryota; Fungi; Mortierellomycota; Mortierellomycetes; Mortierellales; Mortierellaceae
Source: the annotation of a GenBank genome assembly
AUGCUGACCGAGGCUAUCAUCGAGGUCUCCUAUGUCGUAGACCGUGUCACCCGUCCAGGAAAUGCCAACCUCCGCCUGUUGCAUCUCUCGACAGAUAUCGGCAACAUCACCUUCCACAACGGGUCCCGGACCGACCCAGGAUACGGAAUUUACCAACCGACUAUGCUAACAAAGGCCCUCUACGCCAACAUCCGCCAACGAAGAUCCAUCCUCCUCAAUUCACCCAUGGUGGCGCAAGAAUUCCCUCACGACUUCCAUGCCCGCAUCGAGACCCGUGAGAGCGACAUUGCCUUUGAGGCCGUGACCAGCAUGUUAAAUGCCAUGCGCUACGGCAACGAAUCAUGUAUCGAAAAGACAUGA